AGAUUCUCAUCGAUGAACCAACUUCCAUGUACUGCUGUGCCACGUUUAAAAAUAGACGACUUUGAUCCCAAGGAGUUGAGCAGUCCUGCCAUAAUAGAAGGAUUUGACAUCGGAAAGUGUUUGCAAUGGACGCCCGAUUACCUCCGAAACACAAUGGGCGACAAACACGUUACAGUGCAUAAAAGCGACCAUCCUGUUUUGAAGUUUCAGCCACGGAAUUUUACCUAUGAGACCUUCCAGUUUGACGAAUUUCUAACUCAUGCUUUUGACGAGAACUGCAAAAGUUUCUUUUAUCUAAGAAGUCUGGCUAAAGCUGCACGUGAUGACGUGGCUAAUUUUGCUGUAGAUUACCCCGAACUGAAAGCGGAUGUCGAGUUUCCGCCUCUUUUCGAAGAAGAUCAAUUUUUCUCCAGUGUGUUUCGCGUUUCAUCAGCUGACGUUGAAUUGUGGACUCAUUUUGACACAAUGGACAACUACCUGUUGCACAUUUAUGGCCAGAAAAGAGUGUUUUUGUUUCCACCAAAAGAUGUAUCGAAUCUCUAUGUUAUAGACGAUAAGCCACGAGUGUUUGAAUUGGACAAUGUUUCCGUAGAAUCUUUUCCUAAUUUGAAAAAUUGCUCUGCCUGGAAAUGCGUGUUAGCUCCUGGAGAUAUUCUGUUCAUUCCUGCUUUCUGGUUUCACAAUGUCAAAGCCCUAAAUUUCAGUGUAUCUGUGAACGUGUUUUGGAAGUCCCUCCCGAGUGAGCUGUAUGAUGCUAAGGAUGUUUACGGCAACAGUGCUCUUUUGCCGGGUCAGAGAGCUCUACAGAGUCUGGACUCUACCUUAAACAAGUUGAAGGGACUCCCUGCCCCCAUUAAAGACUUCUAUAUAAGAUGUCUCAUUCUCAAAUUAGAAGCACUCAUUACGCAGUGACUUGUGCUCAUGCAGCGGAAGCCGGUAAAAUGUAAUUUUGCUAAAAGUCGUUUUUUUUUUUAGUUUCUGAAGACAUUAGCUCAAUAUAAUUUGAUUUUUUAUCCUAAGUAAUGAAGUAUUAUUCAGUAUUAAUGGCAACUAAAUAGCUUUUUCGGAAGCAG
Messenger RNA from Symsagittifera roscoffensis, 1073 nucleotides. RefSeq names its product tRNA wybutosine-synthesizing protein 5-like. Gene Ontology annotation, molecular function: tRNA binding; 2-oxoglutarate-dependent dioxygenase activity. Gene Ontology annotation, biological process: wybutosine biosynthetic process. Bases 13 to 912 code for a protein of 299 amino acids. The record is from RefSeq and is a predicted model, not a curated record. NCBI's taxonomy places the organism in Eukaryota, Metazoa, Xenacoelomorpha, Acoela, Convolutidae. The transcript is spliced from 2 exons.